Messenger RNA from Phyllostomus hastatus (greater spear-nosed bat), 4578 nucleotides. Its product is annotated as serine/threonine-protein kinase PAK 6. The coding region runs from base 1137 to 3188 and encodes 683 amino acids. Gene Ontology annotation, molecular function: protein serine/threonine kinase activity; ATP binding. The transcript is spliced from 15 exons. NCBI's taxonomy places the organism in Eukaryota, Metazoa, Chordata, Mammalia, Chiroptera, Phyllostomidae. Gene Ontology annotation, cellular component: cytoplasm. Gene Ontology annotation, biological process: regulation of MAPK cascade; intracellular signal transduction; protein phosphorylation. The record is from RefSeq and is a predicted model, not a curated record.
AGAGCUGGCGAUGGGGGAUUUGGCAGCAGCUCACCCUCACUGGUGCUGGACCAGCCCAGGUUCUGACAUGGGAGCUGUGGAAAAGGGAGCUAAGCACCUGGCCCGUGCAGGGUGAGGAGCAGCUCCAGCUCAGACAAGCCCGGGCCCUCUCUGAGUCCACAGCACAGACACACGGCGGAAUGCCGGGGCAGGGAGUGGUCCGGGGAGGCAGGCCCAGGAUGGAAGCCAGCCCGCCAGUGGGCUGGACAGCACAGGGGCUGCUCCCUCUUCUGACAGCCCUGGGCACUGAGGAGACAGCUUUCUACCAAGGAAUUCUGUUGUUCGCCCAUGCGGUGCCGGUCAGCGUCUGUGCGUGCUCUCUGCCCAGCUCCCAGGGGUGUGUUUCCUGAGAAGAGUGCCGGCCGGGGCUCAGCCUCCCCGUGCUCAGGACCCCGCCGGGGGCCGCUGCUUGGCUUGGCACUCAGGCCAGAGCCCCUGGCCCCCACGGGGCAUGUUCCGCUGUGUGUCAGGCAGAGGGGCGUGGGCCCCCUCCCUCCCCCACACAGCUGGCAGCUUCACGGGCACACCGGGAGUGGUGCUUCCUGGGCUAGAGACAAGCACCAGCCUGCACUGGGGAGCUCAAGGCCCAGCUGCCCGGAGGAGCGGCCACGUUCCUGGCGCCCAGGUCCUUCCCGCGGAGGGCGGGCCGACUCCCGCGCCCUCUCCGAGUGCUCCGGAGGCUUCCUGCUCGCAGGCCUCACAGGACUGACUGGCAAGGUGCUUAGUGUUCCCUCACUGGGUGCCUGAGAGCUCUGCCCACCGAAGGGUGAGGAAUCAGGAAGAAGAGGACGCGAGGGAGGCAGCCAGCCAGAGAGUCUGAGGCCCACAGCACUUCCAAGUCAGAAGGAAAGGUAGACUGGCUCUCUGAAGAAAAAUCAUCUUCCUUCCUCCUCAGGGUCCCGUCUUUGAGGAAAGUGCCUCUACUAGAUGAAUUGAGUGUGGAUGCAGAGGAUUCCUUUUUUUUAUGUGGAUAUCUAAUUGCUUCGCUGCAUUUAUGGAAAAGGUCAUCCAUUCCCACCGUCUGCGGUGUCACCUUUGUCAGAGCAAGGAGACAGGGGAGAGAAAGAGAGAAACAUCUAUCAAUUACCUCCUGCACCAUGUUCCGCAAGAAAAAGAAGAAACGCCCUGAGAUCUCAGCCCCACAGAACUUCCAGCACCGAGUCCACACCUCCUUUGACCCUAAAGAAGGGAAGUUCGUGGGCCUCCCCCCUCAAUGGCAGAACAUCCUGGACACGCUCCGGCGGCCCAAGCCCGUGGUGGACCCUUCACGCAUCACUCGGGUGCAGCUGCAGCCCAUGAAGACCGUGGUGCGGGGCAGCUCCGUGCCCGUGGACGGCUACAUCUCGGGGCUGCUCAACGACAUCCAGAAGCUGUCAGCCAUCAGCUCCAACACCCUGCGUGGGCGCAGCCCCACCAGCCGACGGCGGGCACAGUCGCUGGGGCUGUUAGGGGAGGAGCCCUGGGCUGCCGAUCCGGACAUGUACCUGCAGAGCCCCCAGUCUGAGCGCACUGACCCCCAUGGCCUCUACCUCAGCUGCAAUGGGGGCGCACCAGCAGGCCGCCAGCAGAUGCCAUGGCCAGAACCUCAGAGCCCACGGGUCCUGCCCAAUGGGCUGGCCACCAAGGCACAGUCCCUGGGCCCCACCGAGUUCCAGGGUGCCACGCAGCGCUGCCUGCAACUGGGCGCCUGCCUACAGAGCUCCCCACCCGGCACCUCACCCCCUGCAGCCGCCGGAAGGCGUGGGACCAAGGCAGCCAGGCAUGGCCCCGAGGAGGCCCGGCCGCAGUCCUGCCUGGUGGGCUCGGCGGGCAGGCCGGGUGGGGAGGGCAGCCCCAGCCCCAAGACCCAGGAGAGCAGCCUGAAGCACAGGCUGUUCCGGAGCAUGUUCCUGUCGACUCCCGCCACAGCCCCUCCGAGCAGCAGCAAGCCCGGCCCCCCGCCACAGAGCAAGCCCAGCUCCUCAUUCCGACCACCACAAGCCUGUGGCCAAGGCUCCCCCACAAGCCUGGUGGCCAAGGCCCAGUCCUUGCCCUCAGACCAGCCCACGGGGACCUUCAGCCCUCUGACCACCUCAGAUACCAGCAGCCCCCAGAAGUCCCUCCGCACAGCUCCCGCCGCUGGCCCUCCUCCAGGCCGGUCUUCCCCUGCUGGCUCCCCACGAACCCGGCACACCCAGAUCAGCACCAGCAACCUGUACCUGCCCCAGGACCCCACGGUAGCCAAGGGUGCCCUGGCUGGUGAGGACACGGGCAUCGUGACGCACGAGCAGUUCAAGGCUGCACUCAGGAUGGUGGUGGACCAGGGUGACCCCCGGCUGCUGCUGGACAGCUACGUGAAGAUUGGCGAGGGUUCCACGGGCAUUGUCUGCCUGGCCUGGGAGAAGCACUCGGGCCGCCAGGUGGCCGUCAAGAUGAUGGACCUCAGGAAGCAGCAGCGCAGGGAGCUGCUCUUUAAUGAGGUGGUGAUCAUGCGGGACUACCAGCACCUCAACGUGGUGGAGAUGUACAAGAGCUACCUGGUGGGCGAGGAGCUGUGGGUGCUUAUGGAGUUCCUGCAGGGCGGGGCCCUCACCGACAUCAUCUCCCAAGUCAGGCUGAACGAGGAGCAGAUUGCCACUGUGUGUGAGGCCGUGCUGCAGGCCCUGGCUUAUCUGCAUGCCCAGGGUGUCAUACACCGGGACAUCAAGAGUGACUCCAUCCUGCUGACCCUUGAUGGCAGGGUGAAACUGUCAGACUUCGGGUUCUGCGCUCAGAUCAGCAAAGACGUCCCUAAGAGGAAGUCCCUGGUGGGAACUCCCUACUGGAUGGCCCCGGAAGUGAUCUCCAGGUCUCCGUAUGCCACCGAGGUGGAUAUCUGGUCUCUGGGCAUCAUGGUGAUUGAGAUGGUGGAUGGGGAGCCACCCUACUUCAGUGACUCCCCAGUGCAAGCCAUGAAGAGGCUCCGGGACAGCUCCCCACCCAAGCUGAGAAAUUCUCAUAAGGUUUCCCCAGUGCUGCGAGACUUCCUGGAACGGAUGCUGGUGCGGGACCCCCAGGAGAGAGCCACGGCCCAGGAGCUCCUGGACCACCCCUUCCUGCUGCAGACUGGGCUCCCCGAGUGCCUGGUGCCCCUGAUCCAGCUCUACCGCAAGCAGACCUCCACCUGCUGAGCCCACCCCCAGGGUGCACCUGCCACCUGUGCCCACAGGCAGGGGACAUUGGGCAACCAGCUUGCUGGCAGGGCCUGCUUGCCUCACUCUCUCAGUAUUCUCUCCAAAGAUUGAAUGUGAAACCCCACCCCCACCCUCCUGCCCUUCAGCCCACUGGGCCAGGCCGGACCUGCCCCUCAGUCUCUCUCCCCUCACAAGAGAGUCCCCAGUUGCCUUUGGGAUGAUGGAGACCCCUUUUUCAGAAUGACCCUUUGUUAUUUGCACAGGGAUAUUUCUAAGACACACGGAGACCAGCAUUUCUGGACAUUGCAGCCAACACAGCAGAAAAGGCUGCUGCGAUUUUUUUAAAGGCAAUUGUAUACUGGCAUCCCAGGCCACCCAAGAGGGCAGAGUGCCUGUCUUCACUAGGAUACUUGCUGUUCUCAGAUCCAGUUCCAAACCCUGGUGUCUGGAGAGGGUCACAGGGAAGGCUUUUAUUACCUGCACCCAUCGUCUUCCCUUGAUCUGCCUUCCUAAAGGCACAGCCCCACCUGCACCUGCUUCCAGACCCUGCACUGCGCCCUCGUGCACGGCCGCUCCCAGCUGUGGGCAGCCCGUUCGCAGGCCAUGGGAGGGGAAGGGACAUUUUCUGGGUGAAAGAGAAAUACUGGGGCCGGUGGCCAAGGUGGUGUCACUUCACAGGGUGCGGGUGCUCACAUGUGCCCGUGUGUGUGUGAGUGGAGGAAGGCCACCCCCACAGCCUGGCCCCUUCAGUUAGGCAUCCUCGUCCUCUUCCCCACUAAGUUCUGCUCUGAGGGGCCCGGCUCUCCUGAUCUGGCUUCCCACCCCCGAAAGUCCUGUGUCUCUACCCGAACAGUGAAGAGGUCCGUGUGGAGACGAACUCGUCCCGUGGGCUGCGCGGGGCUCCCGGUUUCCCCUGCGUGGUGGAGCCUGAGGGCCUGAGCGUGCGAGGUCGAGGAAACAAACUCUGUUUUACCUGUGAGCUUCAUCUCAACAACCAAGACAUCAGGGACUCUUUCUUUCCAAAAUCCUGGUCUGGGGCAGAGGUGAACCAGCUCCUGGGGCCCCAUCAUGUCCAGAGAAUGGGCACCCCAUUUGUGCAAACCCUCCGCCCCUCACUGCCUCCUCAGGCACCUGUCUCCUUGUCCUCCUCCUACUUCCAGGGCUGUUGUGAGACAGGGAAGAACACCGGGAGCCCAGACCCUAUCUAGAUCGUAUUUUUAGAUUCCUCUGCUCCCUAGUGGCCUGCUUUGGGGCAAAAAAGAAACAAGAAAAAAAAAAGGAUUUUUUUUUAAGGGUCAGAGUUUUGAAAACAAAAGCAUCUUCCCUAGAAACUUUUGUGAAUUGUUUGCACUUGUGCCUGUUUUAAAUUAAACUGAGUGUUCAAAAC